Molecule: messenger RNA, 1847 nt
Organism: Cryptomeria japonica (Japanese cedar)
Lineage: Eukaryota; Viridiplantae; Streptophyta; Pinopsida; Cupressales; Cupressaceae
Product: serine/arginine-rich splicing factor RSZ21A
Exons: 7
Coding region: 254-1015 (253 amino acids)
Biological process (GO): mRNA splicing, via spliceosome
Cellular component (GO): nuclear speck
Molecular function (GO): zinc ion binding; RNA binding
Source: RefSeq, a predicted model, not a curated record
AUCUUCCACGCGUCGGGUAGAUUUUCUGCACGGAAAAUAUUAUAUAAAGGUUUCGUACGUUCAUGACGAGAUUAGGGUAUGAAGCCCAGGGUUUUACAUACAACUCCAUCUGCAAGUUCCCCUGAAUCUAAUCUUUAUAUUUUCGUACAAUUUUCUCGAAAUUGGCUCUUUCUGAGCUAAUCCCGCACGGUUUUCUAAUCCUUUAUCAGUGCCGAAUCGGAAGUUUUUUCAGUGGGAAGGCUUUGGUACAGCCAUGUCUCGUGUUUAUGUUGGUGAUUUGGAUCCUCGAACAACCGAGCGGGACUUGGAGGAUGAAUUCCGUGUUUUUGGUGUACUCCGCAGUGUCUGGGUUGCAAGGAAGCCUCCAGGCUAUGCAUUUAUAGAGUUUGAUGACCGACGAGAUGCAGUGGAUGCAAUUCGUGGGCUAAAUGGCAAGAAUGGGUGGAGAGUUGAGAUGUCUCGGAGUUCAAGAGGGGGAGGAGGUGGUGGUCGUGGUCGUGGUGGUGGGGAUGAUCUUAAGUGCUAUGAGUGUGGUGAGCCUGGCCACUUUGCACGCGAAUGUCGAUUGCGUAUAGGUGCUGGAGGCUUAGGCAGUGGCCGUCGUCGAAGCCCCAGUCCUCGCUACAGGCGUAGCCCAAGCUAUGGGCGCAGUGUGAGAAGCCCUAGGUAUAGUCCUGGUGUUUAUGGUACAUUGGCAACUGGGAGGCAACGCUUAAGCUACAGCCCAAGUUAUGACAAUCGUCACUACAGUGCCAGCCCAGGCUAUGGAGGUAGCAGCAACAGAAGAAGAAUUCAAAGCCCAUCAUAUAGCCCCUAUCAGGGAGGCUAUGGGGAUGGUUAUAAAUAUGGGAGGAGUCGCAGCCCUCGUCGAAGUUACUCUCCAAGACGCCGUAGCUACUCACCACGACGGGGGCGAAGUUACAGCAGGUCACCUCCGCUUCGUCGUGAUCGUCGGGUGUCUCCAUAUGCUAAUGGGAGCCCUCUUCUGAGAGAUCGGUACCGUAGUCGUAGCUGAAGAAGUGGAAGGAUUUUAUAAGAUUUGGAGACAUGUAGUUUUACAUCAAUGAUGUAUACAGUAGUGUACUGCCCUUAUGGACUGGAUCUUUGGAGAUCAAAAUCUGGCACAGUAAUCAGUCUGCAUGCUCUGUUGAUAAUUGGCAGUUUUUUAAGCUCAAUCGCACACUGUUUUUAAUUAGCAUCUGGUUGGUAACUACUGGCUCAACAGAGGGAUAGGCUGCUUGAUGUAGAGUUGGACUAUUGUUUCAGCCUAUUUCUUCGGUCUUCACAGUAGAUGGUCUCUUCGGCUGCCUGCCAUUUGGAUAAGUUUCUUUCCUGUUUUUGCCCUUAUGUUUUUUCUUUUAAACAUAAUCUUUUAUAAUGAGAAUCAUAUUUUUCUGGUUGACGUAUUAAACAAAUUGAAGUAAAAUGGUUGUAAAAUGUUGGCAUGAUGAACUGUUGAGAGAAAUCUCACUAAGGCCUUUUAACUUGUUUCUGUGUUCUGAGGUGUGAUCUUGCUAAAAAACGGCAUGGCACGGAACUGCUCUGCUCCUUCUCCUUGCUUGGGUAGUCUGACUCUCUGCCCCAUGUUAUCUCUGGAUAGUGUGCCUCUUCGGUCCUUCUGGUUUCCUCAUUUGCAUCACUACUGCAAUUUGAAGUUCACAAGAUCUUGGAAGUUUGGUUAUCAUCAUGAUUAGGCUCUUCAACGAAAAAUUACUUCUUGCCAUGUGAUCUUUAAGGGUGCGAUACAAAGAGGAGGUAGGUGUGUAAUGUAUUCGAAAGGAAAAUGAACUUGUUUAUCAUUCACGCUUUCCUUGAAUGUAAGAUCCCUUUUAUGAUUGUCGUCACUA